UGGAUGGAAAGUUGACAGAAUGGGCAAACUGGGGAUUUUGUUCGAGCUCUUGUGGUGGAGGUACAAGGUUCAGGACACGACAAUGUUACUUUAAGCUUCAUGUUCCUCAUGGUGCUAACUGCACAGGCGCACUUCGAGACGAUGAGAUCUGUGGCGAUAGCCCGUGUCCAACUAUUGCAACAACAACAACUACAGAAGCACCAGUGGAUGGUCAUUGGUCGGCGUUCGGUCCAUGGAGUGACUGCACGGCCACGUGUGGCGGGGGAAGAAGAACUCAUUCUCGGAACUGUACUUACCCAGACGUUAGCCUCCAUGGUAAAUAUUGCCCAGGAUCUAAUGUGACGACACAAGUGUGUAACGACCAGCACUGUCCAGCACAACUGUACCAGAAUGCACAACAGUUUCCAAAUACGUGUAUUUAUCAUCUUAAACAGAGCAAAAAAUGCUUCAGUAAUAUACCGUAUGAUCACGGCGCUGACUGUGUUGGGGACUCAAAAGAGGAGGGCACUUGCUGGGCCGGUGAAUGUCCAGUGGACGGGGUGUGGUCGGACUGGGGUGCCUGGCACACAUGUUCCGUAUCCUGUGGAGGAGGUACACAAGAACGAACCAGAGUAUGCUCGUUUAAAAAAGGUUCACCUCAUGGUGCCAAUUGCACGGGCGAUACGCACGAGAGUCAGUCAUGUAGAACAGAUUAUUGUCCAGUGGAUGGAAACCUGACAGAAUGGUCAACAUGGACCCCAUGUCCGGUCACAUGUGGUGGCGGCACCCAGGCUCGAAACCGUACAGGGAAAGUACAUUUAACUAACUUGUACAUGAAGUUUGUUAUUGUAGUGGACGGUAUCUGGGCAAACUGGGGAUCAUGGGGCGCUUGUUCUGUAACAUGUGAUGGAGGCACUCAGAAUAGAAGGCGGAAGUGCAAGUAUGACAGGUCAGCUCCACGUGGUGCCAAAUGUGCGGGACAGAGAAACGAGGGACGUGCUUGUAACUCUAACAAAUGUCCAGUUGACGGUCAUUGGGCACCGUGGGCCAGUUGGUCUAGAUGUUCGAUGUCGUGUGAAAAUGGAACUCACACACGUGACCGAGAAUGCUUAUUCCUUCCUGAUACACCACAUGGUAACAACUGUACGGGGAACUACUCUGAUAUCGAAACAUGCAAUGCCGGGCCUUGUCCAGUUGACGGUACAUGGAGCGUGUGGUCAGAUUGGACAGAAUGCACGUUAACAUGUGGUAAUGGAACUAAAUUAAGAAACAGGUCAUGUGACUUUCCGGAUGGGGUACCUCAAGGCAAUAAUUGUUUAGGUGCAGUGUCGGAGACUGAUGUUUGUAACACGGACUUGUGUCCAAUUGAUGGCAAGCUUGAUUCAUGGGGAUCAUGGUCGGUAUGCAGUGCAACUUGUGGAGGCGGAAGUCAAAGCAGACAACGCGCAUGUAUAUUUGAUGACAAUGCUCCACCUGGCCUGAACUGCACCGGAAAUCUUAGCGAAUCUCAAGCAUGUAGUUCAGAAAGUUGCCCAGUUGACGGAGUGUGGUCAGAAUGGAGUAAUUUCACAGAUUGCACGGUGUCAUGUGGAAAUGGAACUCAGUUUCGCACGAGAAAAUGUGAAUAUAGGCCACUUGGGUCUCCACAAGGAAAUAAUUGCACUGGUUCUGACCUUGACACGGAGGUGUGUGGUACAGAUAAAUGCCCUGUUGAUGGCAAAUUUUCUGAAUGGACAGCUUGGACGGAAUGCUCGAAAUCUUGCGAGAAUGGAACACAAUCACAUAACAGAACAUGUGAUUUUGACAGCAGUGCUCCCAAAGGUCAAGAUUGUGCCGGUGAUCUGUAUGCCAUGAGAUCUUGCAAUGAAGAAAAUUGUCCAAUUAAUGGGCACUGGUCAACGUGGAGUAACUUCACCGAAUGCUCGGUAUCAUGCAGUGGAGGGACAAAGGAUCGAAACCGAACCUGUCUGUUUGACGACAAUGCGCCUCAUGGAUCAAAGUGCUUUGGUAACUCAACAGAUACCGACGAUUGUAAUACAGAACCUUGUCCAGUUGAUGGACAGUGGGGAGACUGGAACGCAUGGCAUAGCUGUGACAAAUCAUGUGGCGGUGGACACAAAGUCCGAGACCGAACGUGCCAGUUCCCGCCUGAUACUCCACAUGGUGAUAACUGUACGGUCGGCCCGGAACAGGAAAUCGCUGAAUGUAACCCACAAUCGUGCCCAGUGGACGGAAAAUUCAGUGAUUGGUCUGCAUGGACAAUUUGCUCGCACUCUUGUGGUGGCGGUGUCAAGUUUCAUACCCGUAAAUGUGUGUUUCCAAAUGGCGUGACACAUGGCCAAAACUGUAGUGGGGCGAAGUCAGAACAAAACACAUGUGGCACAGAAUUGUGCCCAGUUGACGGAGUAUGGUCAAACUGGGAAUCAUGGGAAACAUGUCCAGUCACAUGUGGCAGUGGUUCUCAGUCAAGAUACAGAAAUUGUACUUACAAAAUAGACAGCGCAAAUCCAGCACCAUAUGGAAACAACUGUACCGGGAGUGACGUUGAUACACAAACAUGCAACAAUAACACCUGUCCUGUUGAUGGCACGUGGACUGAAUGGGGUAACUUCACAGCAUGUUCUAAAACAUGUGGAUAUGGCGUUUCUACUAGAAAUAGAACGUGCGAGUAUCUGCCACCAGGUACACAGCAUGGUAAAAAUUGUACAGGAUUCCACUCCGAGUCGAAAUUCUGUAACACGGAUGUGUGUCCACAAGAUGCCGUGUGGGGUACCUGGGGAGAAUGGUCAAACUGCAGCGCCACUUGUGGCGGAGGAAACCAGACGCGUGAUCGUCAAUGUGAUUGGCCCACGAGCGUACACGGAAACACUUGUGUGGGUGACAAUUCUGAAUCCCAGGAGUGCAGCACAAACCUUUGCCCGGUUGAUGGAAUGUGGGCGGAAUGGGACAACUGGAGUGCAUGCAGUGCCACAUGUAACCUUGGAAGAAUGCAACGUGAAAGAAACUGCACGUAUGAUGACAAGGCUCCUCAUGGGGCUGUUUGUCCUGGCAAAAACCUUGAAGUCAAGUUUUGCAGAGAUGGACUUUGUGCAGUUGAUGGUGUAUGGUCAUCGUGGACCAAUUGGGGCGCAUGCUCAGUAACCUGUGGAGACGGAGGCACUCAAAUGAGGAAAAGAAUUUGUGCUUUCCCUAUACCCGGUGCUCCUCAUGGCAAAAACUGCACGGGAGAUACCUCCGAUUCUAAAACAUGUGGAGAUGAAAAUAAAAACAACACUCUUUGUGCAGUUGAUGCAACAUGGGGUCCUUGGGGUGGGUGGUCAGCGUGUUCCGUCAGUUGCGGUAAUGGAGACGAGCUUAGGACACGCACGUGCGUGUAUGACCCAGAUAGACCGGUUGGUCUAGAUUGUCCAGUUGGAGGAGAAAAUAUGACCCAGGCUUGCAGCAACCUUGCUUGUGCAGUUGAUGGUGUAUGGCUGACGUGGUCUACGUGGACAGCCUGUACAGCCUCGUGCGGAGGGGGUACAGAGAGGCGUCAUCGAGAAUGUCACUUCCAGCAGCACGUGCCGCAGGGUGAUUAUUGUAAAGGGCAAUCUAUAGAACAGACGACAUGUGGUACUGACGCAUGCGAAGUUGACGGUGUUUUCACGGAGUGGGGGAAAUGGUCGAAAUGCUCGGUUACAUGUGGCGGUGGCCAGCAGACGAGGAAUCGCACGUGCGAGUUUACCCCGCCCGACGCGCCAGUAGGCAAGAACUGCACAGGGCCUUAUGAUGAUACCCAGUCAUGCAGUGACAACUCUUGCGCUUUACCAACAACGACUACAACCGGCCCACCUACAACAACAACACCUCUACCAACCGUGCCGAGAAGCUGUUUCCUGUGUCAAGGACCACCUCAAAUAUGUGAAAAGGUGAAUUUUCCAGCAGAUUGUCCGCUUGAGAAACAGUAUUGUAUAAAUACACUCACAAACUUCCAGAAUGCAUCAAGACUUGUUGAAAUGAAAUGUGGAACGAGAGCUGACUGUCAGAAAGGAUGGUUUGAGAGAUACUCCUCCGACGACAAGUGCACAAGUUUCGACCAGGCUUUUAUCUACACGAACCGGUUUGACUGUGAAUUCUGUUGUGCCUCUGAUAAUUGUAAUCAAUUUGUUAAUCCACCAAAUAAAUGGCAUCCAUAAAA
Molecule: messenger RNA, 4156 nt
Organism: Ruditapes philippinarum (Manila clam)
Lineage: Eukaryota; Metazoa; Mollusca; Bivalvia; Venerida; Veneridae
Product: SCO-spondin-like
Source: RefSeq, a predicted model, not a curated record